Messenger RNA from Ostreococcus tauri, 1260 nucleotides. RefSeq names its product Helicase, C-terminal. Bases 1 to 1260 code for a protein of 419 amino acids. The transcript has a single exon. Gene Ontology annotation, cellular component: nucleus. Lineage: Eukaryota; Viridiplantae; Chlorophyta; Mamiellophyceae; Mamiellales; Bathycoccaceae. The record is from RefSeq and is a predicted model, not a curated record. Gene Ontology annotation, molecular function: ATP binding; nucleic acid binding.
AUGUUUUCGUCACUCGACAGUCGGCUUGAGAAGGCACUUGAUGAGUUGCAACUUACUCAGCUGUUCCCGGUGCAAAGGAGCGUACUUAGCCGCGCUUAUGCAGGCAGAUUUGAACGAGACUUGUGCGUCUCGGCUCCAACAGGAAGUGGAAAGACUCUGGCAUACAUGUUACCACUAAUUCAUAUUCUAUCAAAGCGCACUUCAACAGAGAAGACGCUUGGUUUGAUUGUUCUCCCCAGCUCUGACCUCGCCACACAGGUAUGCAGUGUCGCUGGUCAUUUCUGCGCAAAAGUUGGUGUAUGUGUAAGGGUGACAGGGGUGAGAGGGACUCUACCGAACUGUGAUUCACUACGUGUAAGUCGCCGGGCGCCGAAGCGUCGUUUUAUCCGUCGAAUGCAAGCUACAGCAAGUCACAGCAAGUCACAGCGAAGUGUACCCUCCACCCCACAAAUACUCGUGACAACUCCUGGGGGAUUGGUUGCUCAUAGAGCGGCGAUCGAAACUAUUGAAUUUUUGGUUAUAGAUGAGGCAGAUAAAAUAUUGCAGCAGUCCCAUCAAAACUUUCUCGCGACGUUGAACUCGGGGUUGCAACGGAGGCGAGAAGUUGAUAGCGUGUUUGUGGGUGAGAGACACUCAAAUCGACUGCAAAUUCUACUGUGUUCAGCAACACUGAAAAAAACCGACCUUCAUAUGAUUCGAAUCUUCGCACCGGAUCAAGUCAGAAUUUACAAAAGUCAAGUCGCAGAUCUUCCCAGUUGCAUCUCAGAAUUCGUUGUGUUCAGCGAAGCUGGUGAUAAGUUUGCAGCACUUUUGUCAAUAUUGAAAGCAUGUUCAAGCAGCAAAAUGGUAAUUUUGUGUGCAUCAGCUACGCGAGCAAGGCAUCUUUAUGAUCAGUUGCAUCAGAUCGGUUCGUUUACGUGCUUUGAAUACAGUAGCAUGGCCUCUCAACAGCAUCGAGCCCAGUCACUGAGCGCUUUUCAGAAAUGUAGGCGAGGUAUUUUGGUGGCAACAGACGCAGCCACCCGCGGGUUAGAUAUCGAGGGUGUAUCGAUCGUUGUUUCGUUCGACCAAGCCGAGCAUUUUCAGACGUAUUUGCAUCGAGCUGGUAGAACAGGCAGAGCAGGUAACCGCGGUAUCUGCGUUACUACAUGCUCAACAGGAGAAGAUGCGAAGUCGUUUUCGAACUCUUUCGGACGACCUGGUCGUUUACUGUCUUGCCACGAAGCAAAUAGUUUAGAGCCAUUAGCUUGUACGAUAUAG